This is a messenger RNA of Letharia lupina, 4002 nucleotides long. RefSeq lists its product as uncharacterized. The coding region runs from base 1 to 4002 and encodes 1333 amino acids. The transcript has 3 exons. The record is from RefSeq and is a predicted model, not a curated record. NCBI's taxonomy places the organism in Eukaryota, Fungi, Ascomycota, Lecanoromycetes, Lecanorales, Parmeliaceae.
AUGUCUGAAUACUCCGAGCCAAGCCGUUUUUUGCAGCAGGGAGAUUUUCAACUUGGCAAUGGCCUUGAUGAUAGUGUCGACAUCAAUGGUUUCGACCCUGCCAACUUCAAUCUUGAGUUUGACAAUGCGAGCUAUGGGCAUCCACAGGCUGGUCUGUCAUACGGGGAACACCAAUCGCGGUAUGAGCCGAACGAGAUUGUGGAAGCCCAAGGAGAAGUUUCAAGUCUCCAAAACACCAUCCCAGACAAUGACUCUUCCAGCUACCGUCAACGGCAAGGUGGUCUGACGAGCGUGUCUCAGCAUCAUCUGUUCGAGCCCAACGAACUCAGGGAAGGUCAAGAAAAGAUAACACAACUUCAAGACAUGAAUCCAGCAAGCGACACGUCCAACUUUGGCCAACAACAAGUCGGUCUGACAAGUGGGGAUGAUGAACAACAGUUCCAGUUCCAAUCUGACGUGUUCUCUUCAGAAGAGUGGAAGAACUCCGAGGCUCAUGCCGCCAACGGAGACUUUUCGGAUUUUCCAGACACUGUGGCACAGGACGAACAUCAGACAAAGAAAGAUGAUCACGAGCACGCCAGCCCCAUCUACCACACGCCAAUUCCACAGCGAGAUUUCGACACAUAUGCGGCUAGUCCCCACUUAGUUUCUGUCGAGAAUGGAGAAAGAUCAGUAGUCAAUACAUCAGGCAUUGACUCUGCUUAUGGCACACUCAAUCCUUCUCCACAAUCUACAUCUGGACUUUCCUUGGGAACACCUUACCAAACGGAAAGCACUGUGCAGCAAUAUGGUUCCGGCAACACCCAUGGUCGUGAGGACUCCAUGUACUCUAGCCAACAACCCAACACAUACCAUGAAGGCGCGGAGGAGGCCGAUACGGAGGUGACAGAGAACGACCCGAAAUUCAACCCUGCAGAUGAUCUAAACUACUACCGGAUAGAUCUUGACACGGGCGUAAUAGAGAGUCGGCGUAGGCGAGGAUGGGGUCGUACCGGGACGAGAAACGGUGCCGAAGUCUGGUUCAACCCGGAGACUGAGCAAUGGCAGGAGUCCGCUUCACACCAUAGCUAUAGGGAGAUUCUGAUCGCGCGAGCCCAGGCUGAGCAUCCGGAUAAGGAAUAUCUGCAUCCUGAUCCCACCGAUGGGUUGCCACAUAGCGAGACGGCCUUCUUUCUCCCACAUCAGAACUUGGGUCCGAACCGUGAUGACUGCCCAGACGAAUGUUUCGUUUGGCCCAAAGACAAGCCAGAGGGCGACCCAGAUGAUAAGGAGGCUGGGGACAAGGGCCAAGCGAAGAAGAAGCGCAAGCCUAACCCCCGGCCAAAUCCCGGAUUCUGGUUUGAGGACAACAAGAUUCUGUUGGACCCUCACAACAAUCCUGUCAAGAAGCACCUGGACAUGCCACUCACGCUCUCGGCUGAGACAGAAGGGUACAAGUUGCAAGUGAUGCGACUUAGAAACACGAGCAUAUCGCAGAAAGAUGAGUGGGCCAGAAUGCCAAGGUGGAUCAGAAAGAAAAAGCCGAAGACGUAUGAUCUGAUCACCAAAUACAUCGGAAGUCCUAACACGCACGUAAACAUGCCUUCGCAGCGCUUCCGAGACGAGAAAGGCACAGUGGCAGGGAACAUACGUCAAGGCACCGACAAGAUUAGGAAAGGGCUGAAGGCAUUUUUCGCUGAAAACGGAUUUGAUCCUUCCCUGACCGGCUCCACGAGAGGGUUCGCGAGGGACCUGUUCCCAUGGGAGCAGGACUCAGUGAAGCUAGGAAACACUGGAAAGCACGGAAUGAGGGCGGGGGAGUCGCGAGCACUGGAUGAGGAGACUCGGAACAAGAACUUGCAAAAGACACUAAGGAAGAUCGAGAAAGGCAAGGAGAAGGCUGAAGCAGAUGCAGGGAAGGCCAGCAGUGCGUUCGGAAAGCGUCCUCGUGAGGACCAGGAUGGUUAUGAUCAAGACUCGAAUCCUGCUCAACGGAAGAGCAAGUCUGGAGGUCGCUCGCGAAAUGGUCAUAGAAAGCCGGCGUCUUCGCAACCACAGCGCUAUGGCACGUUUGGUGCAGCACCGACGCCGUACCAGAACACGAGUACCUUGGAGGCUGGAGGUCGCUCGUACAGUGGCACAUAUGGUACAGCCCCGUCACCGUAUCAAAACAUCAACGUCUCCGCAGGAAACCAGCAGGCGCAUUCUCUGGGCAACAAUCAUUUUGCGGAGAACCAAAGGGUACCAUACUAUCAGGGCAUCGGGCUGGAGACUGAUACCCGCUUGGACCAAUUGCAGCAGGAAUGCAGAGGGCAGAUGUGGUCAGCACAAGGCUCUAUCGGGCAAAACAACUACCGGGGGUUGCAGUAUCAGCCACAGCAUAAUGCAUCUCCUGACUAUCCCUACAACAUUCAAGACGGUCCACCUGUUCAGCACCAAGGGUUCAUCAAUGGCACGAAUGGUGCUCCGAAGCAUGAAGGAGACACUUUGGGUCAAGGCGGUCGCAGAUUGUAUCAAGCGCCCAAACAGAUUCUGGGAAGACGUGGGCGCGAAGAUUCAGACGAAGUUGACCAGAAUAUAUAUACGAGGAAAAAGGAGGCCGCAGGAGUGGGAAGAUCAGCCCAUAAUGCCCAAUACGGUUAUGUCGAGUCUGGAAGUCCGGUGAUCCAAAACCAGACUCAGGAGGAGCGAGGCGCGGAAAUUUCACCGUCGGAACGGCAGCAGAUUGGCCAACUACAGAAUAUGGGAUACCAGGCCGGCCAAUUUGAGUCCAGCGUCCAAGCGGAUAGAGAUUCAGAAAAUGGCGCCCCGUCCAAGCGACAACGCAAAGACGAAAAUCCUGGUAUAGUCCCUGGGCCUCAGCGUCGUGCUCAGUAUGAAAGGACUCCUCGACGACGGUAUUAUGACGCAGCAGGUGCCCCAGUUCCAUUAUUGUCGCUAGAGGAGCCUUUUGGGACCUCACAGCCUGUGUCCGAUUUCAAUGAGGACACAGAGGGCCCGUUGAAGUCACCAGAGGAGCUUUUUAGGACCAUGCCGGACUUACUCGGAUCAUAUGGGGAUGCAGCGGGCCGAAAUUUCAGUGGUACCGAUCACGGCUUCUACGACAGACCAGCUGCGGAUAUUGGGCCCAGCAAUCCACUAAACGGCGAUGUGUACGGAGGCCCGAUUCUUGUUGCUGCUUCGAACGAGGGUGUGGACCAAGGCAUGACUGAUGCACCCUCCCGUCAUUCGGAGUACCUUGAACGUCUUUCCGAGGGACAUUUGCCUGAGCAGAUCCUCGGAAAGCACAGAAGGGGAGAUCACGUGGGUGAAUGGGAGCAGGACGCCUAUGUCCCGGAGCAGGAUAUCGGGGAACAGGAGCCGCAAGAGCAAGAGAGUAACUGGGAGGAGCACACCAGUGAACCAAAGCCGAAGCGACGGGAUAUAACCGCCACCGAAAGCUACUACUCACCCCCGGCACAGAAUCCAAAGGCUGCAACGGUGCAGAAAGAGCGCGAGGCAGAAUGGGACGCGCGCCUACCUCCACCGCAACUACAAAUCAAUGAGAACAUCCCGGAUGUGUCCCAAGCUCCCGUGGAGGACGCGCACCUGACGCCGCCACAGCACAUAUAUAUAAACGGGACCGUUAUAAACUUCGACGAAGCUCCCCAAGCGGCCGACGCACAGGGCCCAGAUCCACCACAGGCGCCUCCGCCAGCCCAAACGGAGCCCGGAGCACCCUCCGACUUCCGUGAUGUCCGGCCGGUGAACGGCUCGCAAUCCCAGAGCCUCGACCGUGCCCUCAGAUACACCCGAGAGGCCUACCGGGAGUGGACGGGUGAAGCGGCCCCGGUCACGAAUCUGGAGGAUACUUACAACGUGCAGUAUCGAGAGAUCCGGGCCGCCUUCCGGGUUUGGUGGAAGUCGGAGAGGAAUCCGCAACGGUUGGAGCCGCUGCCGGAGCUGUUCCGGAUGAAGGCGUGGGGUGGAGCGGUUGAGAAGUGGAGGGUCCCGGAGAAUCGGAGCAUUUCCGUGCGCCGAUGA